Molecule: messenger RNA, 2733 nt
Organism: Serinus canaria (Common canary)
Lineage: Eukaryota; Metazoa; Chordata; Aves; Passeriformes; Fringillidae
Product: taste receptor type 2 member 7-like
Exons: 1
Coding region: 1774-2733 (319 amino acids)
Biological process (GO): sensory perception of taste; detection of chemical stimulus involved in sensory perception of bitter taste; G protein-coupled receptor signaling pathway
Cellular component (GO): membrane
Molecular function (GO): bitter taste receptor activity; G protein-coupled receptor activity
Source: RefSeq, a predicted model, not a curated record
AAUGACUGUACUCAGCAUCAGGUUUAUUUGUGUUUGGGUUUAUAUUUCUUUCUGCUGUGUCUCUGUUUUUUGCAAUAUUAUCACUUGUAACACUGGGGGUCGUGGCUUUGCCUUGAAGAACUGCAGUCUGAGGAGUUCCCAAAUUGGACACAUCUCAUCCUGAAGGACUGCAGACCAUGGAUGGGGUCCACACUCUAGCAGGGAAGAAAGCGUGAAGAGGAAGGAGUGGAAGAGAAAACUUUUUAUAGACUGACUGCAACCCCUAUUCAAUGUCACCCCGAACAAUGUUGGGGAGGAGGUGGAGCAGCUGGGAAUGAAAGAGUGAAUUUUGUGCUGUGAUGAAGAAGGGUGGAAGGGACAGUGCUCUACUUUCGUGCUUGUUCCUCAACAUCCUAAUCUAUAUUCAAAAAGCAAUAAAUUAAAUUAAUUUUUUGAAAUUUGAGUCUGUUUUCUCCAUGACAGUAAUGGGUGUGUGAUCUCCCUGUCCUUAUCUCAACCCAUGAGCUUUUCCAUCUUCUAUUUUCCCUCUUGACCUGUUGCUGAGUAAGAGUGAAGAAGAGGCUGGCUGGAGGGUCUGGCAGGUGUUCAAGAUUAACAAUCUACAGCAGGUCAUGUAAAUAUUAAAUAAUUCCAACAUCAACAGAACAGAAUCUAAUGGUUCAUUUCUUUCACCAGCUGACUCAGAGGGACAAUUUACUGCAUGAUCAGAGCCAGGUGUAUAUUUUUCAUAUUACCACCUUCAAGAAGAUUUGCUCCUGUUCAUGAAAUGAGAGAAACCUUUUAAACCAGAGUAACAUCUUAACCACACCAAUAUUUCCUUUUCCCAAGACCACACAGUCUCCACAGAGGACGGCCGGUACAAACUCUUGGUGAAUCUCUCCCCUUCUUCAAUGACACUGGAGGGGAUGGCUUUGAGCUAAAAGCAGACCCUGUGUUUUAAAGAACCAAUCCACACAUUCCAUGCAUUGAAUACCUGGUAUUUGAGACUCUGAUUUUAUAUUAUUUUGUUUUCAAGGGGCCAGAUUCCCCAUGCAGAGCUGAGCCCAAAAUUCAGCCAUGGUGUGGUCCUGCACAGUCCCAGCACAGAUAGUUCAACUACACACAGGUUGUAACAGAAAUAACUUCUAUUCAAAAAUAUAUUGAAAGAAGAAGAAAGAAGCAAGCAAGCAAGCAAACAAACAAACUAGGAAUAAAAACCCAACAACCCCACAGAGUGUUUUCUAUUCAUUCAGGAAAAGAGGAGGAAACUCACAUCAAAGACUUAAGCAGAGAACAGGCAAUAUCAGGAAAUCAAAAAUUCCCUCAAGGCAAUAGUCUGCCCAUCAUAAGUAAAAAACAUAACAAAAGAAAUAACAUUUAAAAAUGAAUGCAAUCAAAAAUUAAAUCAGACAUAGUAGGUGACAAAGGAACAGAAGAACCCAGACCCUCAAGCCUGACACUGAUCGAACAGGGAUCACUAUCAAAAUCACAACACUCUCCACCACAGAAAAAAUAUCUCCACUGUUUGUGACACCCAGCACAGCCCCCCUGAACCAACAUUCAAAUAGUCAAGAGUGACACUGGCCCCGGGUAAGGGGAUACCCAGCACAUUUACAUCCCUGCACCUGCCCUGCUGCCCAGAGCAGCGGCACCAAAUCCCCACCAGCAGCACCAUCAGCUCUAUAAAGCUCCUCUUGCCAUCCCUGACACUCCACCAACAGCAGCCACUGACCUGCAUCAGGCUCUGCUGCCACAGCCCCUUGGCCAGCACAGCUCUGCUCCCAAGCUCACACCAUGGAAGCUUGUCACUCUCCACAGCAAUUCAAUGUCACUUCAUAUGGAACCAUAACUGUGGCCUUCAUCACCCUGGAGGCAUUUCCUGGCCUGUGGAUAAAUGCCUUCCUUGUUUGUGUGCUUUGCAUUGCCUGGGUGAAAAAGAAAACCCUGAACUCUAAUGAGAAGAUCUUGCUGCUGGUGGGAUGCUCCAGGUUUUGCUAUUUGUGCUUCUCAUGGGUAUAUAAAUUUCUUUCCUUUAUUUACCCCAAUUACCUUUACGUUCCCACCAUACUUCAACUAGCUGUAUUUUUUCAAGCCUUUUUUAAUCAUUGCAACUUGUGGUUUUCUGCUUCUCUUUGUGGUUUUUAUUGUAUAAAAAUUGCCAAUUUCAGCAACAGGUCCUUCAUCUACCUGAAAGUAAAAAUUGACAGGAUUGUGCCCUUGCUCUUGUUGGGAUCAGGGAUUUUAGCCUUGGUUAUUGGCAUCGUUGCCUAUGACAUCGCUGACAAACCGCACUGCAACAACAAUUCCACUGGACGAGGAAAUUUUGGGACAGCAAAUAUCAAAAUGGAUAAACAUUUUUUCCCUUCUUUUUUUCUUGCUGGCUUUGAAUAUGCUGCUUCAUUCAUGGUAGUCAUCUUUGCUGCUGUUUUCCUUCUCUUUUCUCUCUGGAGACACAAGCGCACAAUGCAGACAAACUCCAUGAAGGACCUCAGCAUGGAUGCCCACAUCAGAGCCAUGAAAUCUAUUUUCUCCUUCUUACUGAUGUACAGCAUCAACUUUGUAUGUUUGGUCUUAAAUAUGGUUUAUGUCACAAAGAAGGGAAAUCAUAUGACAUUUCUUAUUGAAGUAUUUCAGUACAUUUUUCCGGGUCUUCACUCCCUUAUUCUGAUCUUCAGCAAUCCCAAAUUAGAAAAGGCACUGCUAAAGAUUCUUCCCUUACAAAGAAGUGUAAGGUGCAAAGUUUGCAUGAGUUAG